Pelobates fuscus (common spadefoot toad) is the source of this 3369-nucleotide messenger RNA. RefSeq names its product solute carrier family 5 member 6 (gene SLC5A6). Gene Ontology annotation, biological process: pantothenate transmembrane transport; sodium ion transport; biotin transport. The transcript has 16 exons. The record is from RefSeq and is a predicted model, not a curated record. Gene Ontology annotation, cellular component: membrane. Lineage: Eukaryota; Metazoa; Chordata; Amphibia; Anura; Pelobatidae. Gene Ontology annotation, molecular function: sodium-dependent multivitamin transmembrane transporter activity. Bases 444 to 2306 code for a protein of 620 amino acids.
GACUCUCCUGUUUAUUAUUUAUCAGAGGUCUUCCAGGGAAGUGAUUAAUCUACAAUCCAGGACUCGUCACAUUGAAGGAAGCGUGCAGCCCCACAGCUCCAAUCUUCUGCCUUCCGGGAGCCUUGCAGAUCCUUUCUGUCCUCACUAAAACAGAACAAUGGGGCAAAGGGUUUCAGAGAUCCAGGAACCAUAAAAGAACCAUACUAUGCUUGGAACUGAGGCAAUUUGAAAUAGACGUCUACUGUAAUGAAAGUGACAUCUGCUAAGCAGCUUAAUAGAGCAAUUUGCGCUGUAACUGCUCAUUAUGCUCCGCAUACAGCCAUAAAGGAUGAUCAGCAGACUGGUCCCGCUCCAGUCUGGACUACGACCACAGUUGGUAAACCAACACUAGGAGUCAGAGUGGACUGAACAGUUUGUAUCUGCCUGGUACACAACCUGUAAUCAUGAGGUUCUCUACCGUAGAUUACAUCAUCUUUGCUCUGCUUCUGGUCCUUUCCUCGGGCAUCGGACUUUAUUAUGCCCUGAGCGGUGGGAAGCAGCGCACCACACAGGAGUUUCUGCUGGCCAAUCGCAGCAUGGGCUUCCUUCCAGUAGCCCUUUCUCUCUUGGCCACGUUCCAGUCAGCAGUGGCAAUCCUGGGAGUACCUUCAGAGAUGUACCGAUUUGGUACAGAGUACUGGUUCCUAGGUUGUUCCUACAUCAUCGGUCUUUUGAUCCCUGCUCACAUCUUCAUACCGAUCUUCUACCGUCUACGGUUAACCAGCACCUACGAGUACCUCCAACUGAGAUUCGGUAAAGCCGUGCGGAUCUGUGGAACAGCGACCUUUAUAUUCCAGAUGGUGAUUUACAUGGGUGUGGUCCUGUAUGCGCCGGCACUGGCUUUCAAUGCAGUUACUGGAUUUAGCCUCUGGGGGACAGUGUUAACAAUGGGAUUGGUCUGUACACUAUACACUACAUUGGGGGGUCUGAAAGCCGUCAUCUGGACAGAUGUUAUCCAGACCAUGGUGAUGUUUGCCGGACAGCUCGCUGUGAUUAUAGUUGGUACCAUGAAAGUGGGCAGCAUCAGCGAAGUGUGGCAAAUCGCCACUGAAAAUGGCAAGAUCUCUGGCAUAAACUGGAACCCGGACCCAUUUACACGCCAUUCUAUUUGGUCUCUCGGUAUUGGAGGAAUCUUCAUGAUGCUGUCUCUGUACGGGGUGAAUCAGGCCCAGGUGCAGCGAUACCUCAGCUCCCGCACAGAGAGGGAGGCCAAAUUGUCCUGCUAUGCCGUGUUUCCGUGCCAGCAGCUGGUGCUCUGCUUCGGCUGUAUUACGGGGCUCGUCAUGUUCGCCUAUUACCAAAAAAAUGAAAUCCUCAACCCAGAAAUUAUCUCCACGCCGGAUCAGAUGGUCCUUUACUUUGUGAUGGACAUUCUGAAGGAUCUCCCUGGUCUGCCUGGGCUGUUCGUUGCUUGUCUUUUCAGUGGAGCGCUCAGUACCAUCUCCUCUGCAUUUAAUUCCUUAGCAACGGUAACUAUGGAGGAUUUCAUUAAACCGCACUUCCCACAUCUGUCGGAGUCACGGGCUACUAUGCUGUCAAAGGUUCUUGCUCUGGGAUAUGGUCUCCUGUGCCUUGGCAUGGCCUAUAUUUCCUCUCUGAUGGGCUCAGUGCUGCAGGCUGCUCUUAGUAUUUUUGGAAUGAUUGGAGGACCCCUCCUCGGUCUCUUCUGCCUUGGAAUAUUCUUCCCUUUCACCAAUUCCAUUGGUGCGAUUAGUGGUUUAGUGGCGGGACUCGCAAUGGCCUUUUGGAUUGGAAUUGGAAGCUUUGUAUCGAGAAUGUCCAUGGUCUCUUCGCCUAUACUAAAUGUCACCAGUAUACCUGAGGCUGGCAAUCUCACCACAGCCGUGAUGACAACCCUGUUGACCACUAACACUGCUCAAAAGAGUGUCACCGGCCUGGCCAAGUUCUACUCUCUGUCCUACAUGUGGUACAGCGCUCACAACUCCACCACGGUGGUGAUAGUGGGAAUCCUUGUGAGUCUGCUUACAGGUCCAAUGAAAGGAGCAGACAUUGACCCACGCACGGUCUACCUCGUUCUUCCAAAGCUUUUGUUUUUCUUACCGGAGAGAUACAAGGAGAAGCUCCGUUUUGGGGUGCCACACAUUGCAGAGGACUGUCCAAAAGCGGCAAUUGCAGAAAAACCUUGCAAUGGUUUUUUAAAUGGAGACACCCAAAUCCUGGGAAAAGAGGAGAUGGACGAAAGCUACGGUGGCUUUUUUCGUUCAGAGGGUGGACACUCUUACGUUGUUCAAGAGACCUCCCUUUAGAUAUUUUGAGAACAAAAAAAAAAUUCAGACUUUCAGAAACGUUAUGGCCAAUAUCACCCGAACACCAUGACAUGUAAUUUAUGGACCUUCUACUGAUUCUGAGAAGAUGAGGGACUGAGAUAUCGCUGCUAGGUCUUUAAGUUGUUUGGCUGACAGUUCCAACACUUGGUCAUCUAACUCUUGACGUUCUGUAAAAGUAAUCUCUCUGCCCUCCAGCGGCCUAAAAGUGGUAUUUUUGUUGUGUUUUUGUUUUUUAUAUUCAGUGGUAUGUUUGUCUAACGCACAAGAUUAAAAGAUGUACUUAGUCGACCACCUAGUAAGAGUGAGUAACUGCUCACAGAAGAACCACAAGCACUAAGUGGAUCCGAAGAUUCAAGUACAGUCAGAUACCAAUCAAAUAACCUUUCAGAAUGUCCAUUUGUGCAGUGUUUUCUGAACUUGUUUGGUGGAAAAUGUUAAUGUUGCAGUGAGAAGAUAAAAUGUGACCUAUUAUGUUAAUAUCCAUUUACAGGUAUUGUCUUGUGCUCUAAUGAUUCUGGUGUUCCAUCACUUACUCGGGGGAUGUUGUCAUUGAGCAGCCAAACGGCCUCUUUGAAAUCUUUCUACCAGUUGAUAGAAGUUGGGAAACUUCCGCGUAAUUGGACUAGCCACAGUCUUCCUUGUAAUUUGUUUUUGUUUUUUGUAGAAUAUUUCACCAGAAUGGUAAAAUUACCUACAUUAGGUUUAGACUUGAGCUGGGCUCAAGAUCUUCUGAAUGAAGAAGAAUCUUUUGUGCAGAACUCUGCAGAGACCAUAUAGAAAAAUCAUACCCCAUUCUGUUCCUGACCUCUGCCUCAUAAAGAUGCCUUUAUAAAAAUUCAGAUUUUUCUUUCUUGCGUAAAUAGAUUCUCUCCAUUGAUUUGCCAUGGAGGCGCAUCUGGUUCUUUCAAAUUCAUUCUUUUAAAAACUGUUAAAGGGUUACCAAACACUGUUCUUCUCAUCAUUCAGGUACAAUGUGGGGGAAAGUUGGUAAUUGUAUACCAUGCCCCCGUUAACACCCGUGCUGUUUUCGGUUUAAGUACUG